AUGAUUCAUCAUGCUAACAUCUAUACUUCCCAACCAUCAUUAUUGGCAGAUUCUUACGAAGGUUUUGAAAGAGAAAAGGUGAAAGAAUGGUACUUUUUUAGCCCGAGAGUAUGCAAAAAUGGAAUUCGUGCUACUCGAAAAGCACACUUAGGCUUUUGGAGAAUGUCUCAAUCAGCAAAGCCAAUCCAACAUAAUGGCAUAGACAUUGGCCUAAAAAGUGUUCUCAAUUUUCAUAUGGAAAGCAAUAAAAAGAGCAUCAAGACAGAAUGGAUUAUGCACGAGUACAUAAUAAUUGACGACAAUAACGAUUCGAAUAAUAGUAAAAAUGAUUUUGCUUUGUGCAAAAUAUACAAAAAUCCAAAGAAAUAUAAAAGUAAUAAAGAUGAGGAGCAGCAACUACAAUCAGAGGUAUUAGGAGCUCAAAAUCAACAAGAAGAACUACAAACAACCGAUGAACAACAACAAUAUUAUCAUCAUCAACAAUCACAACCGCAACCGCAAUCACAACCAUUCAUAUGCAAUGAUCAUUAUCAACCGCAACCACAAUCAGAAUCGUGUUCAUACAAUAAUGUUUAUAAUCAACCACAAUCACAGCUCUGUACAAAUGAAGAACUCCUUUCGCACAACGAUCAUUAUCAAUUACAAUUACAACAGCAACAAUAA
This is a messenger RNA of Cannabis sativa, 663 nucleotides long. Its product is annotated as NAC domain-containing protein 1-like. NCBI's taxonomy places the organism in Eukaryota, Viridiplantae, Streptophyta, Magnoliopsida, Rosales, Cannabaceae. The transcript is spliced from 2 exons. The record is from RefSeq and is a predicted model, not a curated record. Bases 1 to 663 code for a protein of 220 amino acids. Gene Ontology annotation, biological process: regulation of DNA-templated transcription. Gene Ontology annotation, molecular function: DNA binding.